Theobroma cacao (cacao) is the source of this 1573-nucleotide messenger RNA. Its product is annotated as cyclin-D5-1-like. The record is from RefSeq and is a predicted model, not a curated record. Lineage: Eukaryota; Viridiplantae; Streptophyta; Magnoliopsida; Malvales; Malvaceae.
GAUUUGUAGACAAGAAAGGAGAGAUUGCCCAACAAACUAAACCCCUUCUUUUUUUUUUUUCCUUUUUUCAAUCUUUAACCGCUAAAACAGUAAACCAUUUCUGCUAGAUUAUAGCGUUUCAAUCCAUUAUCAUCAUCUUUUAUUGGCUCAGCAUAAUUCCAAGUUGGUCAAAGUGAACUACAUUUUUUUUUCUCUAUAUAAAUCAUGCAAUUACUAUCAGCUUUUGUAUUUGAUAUGCUUUCCUAGAUUUUCUGGGAAGAAAAAUUAAUAAGGAAAGUUUUAAAAGGAGGGUUUUGGAGAUGGAUGGUGAUGCUUCUUUGUCUGGCCUUCUUUGCUUAGAAAAUGAGACUAGUUUGGAGGAAAAGGAAGGGUUAGUUGAUGAGAAUUACAUUGCUGUAUAUGAUGAAGAGUGUGUGCAGAUGUUAUUUGAUAGAGAAAUGAGUCUUGGGUUCAAAAAGAAUGAAUCCUUGGUGCUUAGUAACUGGCUCAAAUAUGCUCGUUUGGAAGCUAUCACAUGGAUUCUCAAAACAAGAGCAGUCUUUGGAUUUCGUUUCCAAACAGCUUAUUUAUCUGUCAUUUACUUUGAUCGAUUCCUUUCAAGGAGGUCCAUUGAUAGUGAAAAAUCAUGGGCAAUGCAAUUGUUGUCAAUGGCGUGUCUCUCAUUGGCUGCAAAGAUGGAGGAGAUAAAAGUUCCUGCACUUUCAGAGUUCCAGUCUGAAGAAUGCAACUUUAAAAGCAAAGUGAUUCAAAGAAUGGAGCUUCUUGUAUUGAAUACGUUGGAAUGGAGGAUGAGUUCAAUCACUCCAUUUGCCUUUCUACAUUUCUUCAUUACAAAAAUGUGCAAGGAAUCUCCACCGGGCCAUCUUGUGUCCAAGACUGUACAACUCAUUCUGGCUAUCAUGAGAGAGAUAAACUUAAUGGAACAUCGACCUUCUGUCGUUGCCGCUGCCGCAACAUUGAGGGCAUUGGAUCAGAGAUUAACAAGAAAAACAUUGGAGUGUACAAUGAAUUCUGUUUCUUACUGUGGAUUUCUUGAAAUUGAAGAUGUCUUUACAUGCUACAGUUUAAUGCAGAAACUUGAUAUACCAAAAUCUGUAAAUUCCCCAGACUUAUCACCAACACGUUUGAGGGCAAUCAAUGUUUUAGACGAUUCUUCAAGCUCUGCUGCAGUUUUCACCAAGAGAAAGAGGCUUACAUUCAAUAAAAGUGACAACAGUGGUCAUGAUAUACCUAAUGAGAAGCGGCUCUGCUAGAGAACAUCUUAGUUUUUGAGCACCAUACCGCAAUAUUUUACCUGUGGCCUGUUACUGCUAUUUGCUGGUCUCUAAUGAGUGUGUUUUUUUAUUUAUUGCUUCAUGGACAUGAUUUCGAGUUGAUUGAAUAUGUAUACUCGAGCAACAAAUACUCAGAGACAGGAGAAACAGAAAAGGAAAAAAAAAGAAAGAAAAAUGAAAAAGGAAAGCUUUGGGCAACAUAUAAAAAAGUAGAUUUUUCAUACACCAAUGCCACCAAGUGCAGAAAAAGGUCAGAAUGGUGGUACUGAAGGCUGCUGGAGAACAGUUAGUUGAAGCUU